CAUAUCUCCAAGCUAAGAUCAUCGUUCGCCGGGAAUAUUUUCCAACGGUUGCCGGAAUCUCUGGAUCUAAACUUGUAAUGGAUGCAAAUAGAGCUUCCAACGAUCAUCGAUGGACGAACGAGAGACACCUUCAUUUCCUGAAAUCUGUAGAAGCUUCCUUCGUUCGAACAAUGCUGGAGAACAGCGACGAUCGCGUUUUUCUUCCGAUGGAUCGGUACUUGCCGGAUAGUUGCGAAUCGACGUUAGACUCGAAGCGGAUGACGACGGCGCCGACUGGUGCGAAGAGAAGAAAAAAGCAUUUUCCGGCAGUUGAAAAAAGAGUCAGAAGAUUACGCCUCCAUUUUUCCACUCCGCAUGAAGAGGAUCAGGUAGUUCCACAGAUAAAACACAUAAGAACCGAGGAUGAUGACAACAAGUGGACAAGUUCUUUUAGCUUAUAACACGUAGGUCGGUUUUGUUUGAUAUUAAGGAUAUUAUUAAUUUAUUGGUUAAUUAUAUUAAAACCUUUGAUUAAUAUUAUUUAGAUA
Messenger RNA from Lactuca virosa, 527 nucleotides. The record is from the annotation of a GenBank genome assembly. Lineage: Eukaryota; Viridiplantae; Streptophyta; Magnoliopsida; Asterales; Asteraceae.